Messenger RNA from Colletotrichum navitas, 513 nucleotides. RefSeq lists its product as uncharacterized. The record is from RefSeq and is a predicted model, not a curated record. Bases 1 to 513 code for a protein of 170 amino acids. Gene Ontology annotation, molecular function: catalytic activity. Gene Ontology annotation, biological process: nucleoside metabolic process. NCBI's taxonomy places the organism in Eukaryota, Fungi, Ascomycota, Sordariomycetes, Glomerellales, Glomerellaceae. The transcript has a single exon.
AUGCGUCCCAAGGAGUUUGCAACAUUACGCUUUUCCUCGGUCUUGAGCAUGCGGCCUGAUCACGCGUUGUCAGUAAAGGACCCGCCAAUCAGCAGACAUCGCUCCCCGAAUGCCGCUGCCAGCCUGCGAUCGAGCUUUACGGGACUUGGAUUGGCCAUCGUGACUGGAAUCUGCGGCGGAGUGCCCAAUCCUGGGACCGGCGACGAGAUCAUCCUGGGCGACGUCAUCAUCAGCCGGACGGUCGUUCAGUUCGACUACGGCCGACAGUACCCGGAUAGGUUCAUCCGCAGAGACAUCCGCAGAGACACCUUGGACGAUAACCUCGGACGACCCAACCGAUACAUUCGAUCCCUCCUGUCGACCUUCGACACGGACCGUGGGCGUGACGGUCUCCAGCGCGGCGCUGCGCAGGCCAUCAACCGGAUGCAGGGAGCUCGGGGAACCUGCCACGUUAUUAUACAAAUCAAAGCCUUGGUGGCGUCGGUGUUGAUGCGGCAAGUCUUCAAAGAUUAG